Daldinia decipiens is the source of this 2623-nucleotide messenger RNA. RefSeq lists its product as uncharacterized. Bases 115 to 2394 code for a protein of 759 amino acids. The transcript is spliced from 2 exons. The record is from RefSeq and is a predicted model, not a curated record. Lineage: Eukaryota; Fungi; Ascomycota; Sordariomycetes; Xylariales; Hypoxylaceae.
CACCAACUACGGAUCCUGCCACUACAAACUACUGACCUCACACACAUUGGGGUUUUUUCUCUCUGAAACAUCAACCAAAGAGCCACUCGUACCGGCUUACGACUGGACUCUACCAUGGAUCUACUUACCCAAGAGGCCAAGCCUGGCUGGCCUUCAGGCCGCGUGCCCACGGAGAUAUUCAGCAUGAUCGUAGAGCACUUGCCCAAGCGCGCCACUCUCAAGCAACUACGCCUCGUCAAUCGGGAAUUCCACACAAAGUUGCAAUCUGAAUUCUUCAAGAACUUAGUAAUCGAUGUGGGCUCAAAGUUCAGUACUUCAUCGAAUGUCGGCUACCGUUGCCUGGAUGGCUCGACCCCUGAUGACAUUACGGAGUAUAUUAUGAGCUCCAACGGGUUCCACAAUGCAGCCUCAUUCGUCCGUCGCCUCGCCUUCGCUCUGGACUUAACAGAGCAUGAGCUAGCAACUCCCGAAAUUGAAGAGGAUGAUGACAUCGAGAUCCGCAAGUGGGGUGUAUACAGAUGGCCCGUUACUCCCGGCAGUCGCCUAUCUAGAUCACGUCUGGAAAAGAUUACUGAGUCGUUGGAACGCUCGAGAGGAAUCUCCCAUAUCAUGAGCAAAGCCACUCAGAUCCAAGAACUCGCCUUAUCAUGCGAUGGCGGUUUGGGCUAUCUCCAGGGCCCGGAUGUCAAUCCCCAUCAGCCACCGGAUCCGCAACCAAUUUUCGGCGAACUGAACCAGGCUCAAGGGGUCGCAGACCCGUCACUGCCCUCUCUCCAGAUCAGCUUCGAUAAGCCCUACAAACUGGAAAGAAUGGAAAAGAGACUAGCUGCCCAGGGAAUUCCUCGUGACGACAUAUCGGAUACGAUAAAGAAGAUCUUGAAGACGGAAGGAAUCAGCAUGAAUCAAUUUACCCAUGAGACUCGAACGCGAGCUGCCCUUCCCGUGAGCCGUCAUGGCGAGCAAAAGAUCACCCGAUUCCUUUAUUGGCACGGUCAUUAUCGUCUGCAACCGGAUCAGCUCACAGAAGCCCAGGCGAAACUCAUAUUCCAACAUGUUACAACACAGCAGGCACUCGUGCAAGCAUUUAUGUUUACUGCUAUGAAGCACGGCGAAUCUUGCAAAUACUUGACCAAGGUCAACAUCGCGCAUCUUUCUAGCUUCCAUGUGCAUUUGCUGUGCAUGGAUGCGUUCUGGUCGAAACUACCUGCACUUGAGGAAGUGUCUCUGGGUAUUGCGCCUGACUGGAGAGAGGUGACCGUCAAAGACAGAUACACCUUGGAGACGAGACAGGUUUAUCCUACCGACGCAUUGCCUGAAGUAUUCAAGUUACUCAACGAUCACAUCGGUCGACAAGAACGAAUCAAGCGACUCCAUUUCGAGUGGCUCUGUGGUGGCGAGCUGGCUGCUGGCUGGCUCCAAAGAAACAGCUACGUGUUACCGGCGCCAUUCUUGAAGAAGCAUCGACUGGUGAUCUUCUCAGGAAAGGAGAAUCUUCUUAUUCUCCCUCACGUUACGCACUUGUCCCUCAAGAACUGCUGGUUCGCUCCGAACGUAUUCUAUCGAAUCAUCCACACCAUGGCCAAGCAGCACUCUCUCGUGUCUCUCGAGUUGGAAACCGUCUCUCUGACCGGCCGUCCGAUCCUCCGAGAAACCCUAGCAGGUUCUGAUGUAGAUGAUGACCCAUGGCCUAUAUCGCCCAGUGGCUCACAUCUCCCGAGUCUGGUUCGAGAUUCCCUAACCCUCUCCUGGUGCCAUGUCAUCGACAUGCUCACACCGGGACCGACAUUCAAAGAGAGCUUCCUCGAAGAGAACUUUCCUACCGAGCCGCAGUUGAGUAUUCGAAAGGAUCUCAAGCUCCAAAAGCUUGUGUUCAAGUCCUGCGGCUAUGUAGACAUACCAGAUUCCCGUUUCGUUUAUAACGCACGCGUCUCGAAACGGCCUUACCCGCUUGGGCUCAGACGAGGUGCCCGGGCGAUGUCCAGGCGAUAUCACGCCAAACGGCGAUCGCUGGCUGGUUUCAUGCAGGUCAACACCGACAGACAUCUAGGCCGCAUAACCGAAGUACUUGAUCCUCGCGAGGAGUACUGCAUGCAAACGGCCUUUGGACUGCACGCCGGCUGGCCCGAUACCGAUGCAUACGGACUCAGUCGUCACCAAGCUGCCUUGUGUGACGGCAUCGCAUACCCUGGCUACGGCCGCUUCAGCGGCACCAUCGACGCUGGUUCUUUCAUGGACAUUAACUCUGACCAUAGAGCCCAAGCUUACGAGCUCGACACGUCGAGAUUCGAUUUUGACUACGAGGAAGACGACAACGAAGCCCUCGAGGAAAUGCUGAACGGAUUCGAGUUGGAGCUGGGUUACAACUUCCCGCGCCCCGGAAACGAUAACAACUAAACUAGUUGUUCGGAACUACUUACGACACGCCUAUAUCAUAUAUGUAUUACAUUCCGCCUCGCAAGAGCUUGCGAGCUAUUCAUGCAUCGACCAUAGCAUAGCAUAGCAUAGCAGGCUUUUCACUUUCAGUCAUUGCAUUUUUUCAGUCUGGUUUCCUAUUUUUCAGCAUGGCCACCUUUACCUAUCUGCGCAUCAGGCAGCAUAAGGUACACAGCAUACGGUGUUCAGG